Cylindrotheca closterium is the source of this 978-nucleotide messenger RNA. The record is from the annotation of a GenBank genome assembly. Lineage: Eukaryota; Bacillariophyta; Bacillariophyceae; Bacillariales; Bacillariaceae.
AUGGCAAAGAAACCAGGGAGGGACCCCAGCGCACCCAAGCGCAACAUGAGUGCGUAUCUUCUGUAUCAGAACUCUAUGCGAGCACAAUUCAAAGCCAUGAAUCCAGGCAUGACAUUUGGCCAGCUUGCCAAGUACACCUCUGCCAUGUACAGCGAUAUUUCACCUAGCGAGAAGGAAGCUUGGGUGGCACGUGCCGAAGCGGACAAGUCUCGAUAUUUGCAACAACUGUCUUCCUACAUUCCUCCCCCAGGGUAUGAUGAAAAGGGCGAUGCUAUUGUCUCAUCAAUGUACACCAGACCAGGACGCAAGGGAAAACCAGAGCGAGAUCCCAAUGCACCUAAACGAAAUCUAUCCGCUUAUUUGCUAUAUCAGAAUGCGAUGCGGAACCAAUUCAAGAGGGAAAAUCCAGGGAUGACUUUUGGACAACUUGCAAAGUACACAAGUCACAUGUAUAAGAAUCUGACACCAGACGAAAAGGCAACAUGGGAAGCUCGUGCAGAACAAGACAAGGCCCGAUUUGAAGCUGAAAUGGCAGUGUACGUUCCGCCUCCUGGUCAUGAUGCUCGUGGUGUACUUAUCAUGGAUCAAGUACCAAAAAAGCGAACUAAACGGGGACCCAGAGAUCCUGCAGCGCCAAAACGAGCUAGUGGGGCGUAUGUUUUCUUUACAAAUGAGAUGAGGCCGCAAGUCUUGAAAGAGUACCCUGGUAUUCGCUUUGUGGAGCUUGGAAAGGUCAUGGGUGAACGUUGGAGAGCACUUGCUCCUGAGGAAAAGAGACGGUUUGAAGAUAUGGCUUCGGAAGAUAAGCUUCGGUUCCAAGUCCAAAUGCAAGACUAUCAAGCCAAUCAAGAAGCAGCACAACCCCCACCUCCACCAUCCCCUCCGCCGAUACCUGUAUCAUACGACCAGAUGCAUUAUGCACCACCGCAAGCGCAUCAUUUCUACGAUCCAUAUGCUGCUCACUACCACCAUACGUAG